Messenger RNA from Sphenostylis stenocarpa, 197 nucleotides. The record is from the annotation of a GenBank genome assembly. NCBI's taxonomy places the organism in Eukaryota, Viridiplantae, Streptophyta, Magnoliopsida, Fabales, Fabaceae.
GCGUCUCAAACUUGGGACGGGCGUCCCAUUUGAAAUUGGUUGUUUGGGACGGCCGUCUCGACCCUUGGGACGAAUGUCUCAAGCUUUUCAAGUUGGUUUUCAUGUUUUUUGAUGAGAAGGAGGAUAGGACUCCAUUCAUUGAUGUUUUAAUGCAUGUAAUGUUUCAUGAUGUGCAUCCUAUGAUCUAUUUCGAUUAA